Pogona vitticeps (central bearded dragon) is the source of this 6192-nucleotide messenger RNA. RefSeq names its product ankyrin repeat domain 28 (gene ANKRD28). NCBI's taxonomy places the organism in Eukaryota, Metazoa, Chordata, Lepidosauria, Squamata, Agamidae. Gene Ontology annotation, molecular function: protein binding. The record is from RefSeq and is a predicted model, not a curated record.
AUUACUAGGCAUUUCAUCCUGCGGAUCUGCAGUCUGUGCUGUUUAGAUUAUUGCUUGGUAGGAAUACUGCUGCUGGUUGGAUUUUGUUAAGGUGUUCUUCAAAGAUUUUUUUUAAGGCACUAGGUUUUUCUAUUGCUUGUAAUGUCAUCUGCAUCAGAAAUCCUGAAUUAGUGACAGAAAUUUGGAUAAAUGCAGCAUUCAGCUUGUCACCUAGAAGCUCAGCAUGGACACAGAUCUUCAAAUAGAGAACUUGGCAGAAGAUAAUGCUUGGAACCUGAUUUUUAAUCUUAUCACCCUGCUUUUUUUACAUUGGUCUGAAUGAAGGCUAUAAGGGGAGGUCUGUUCAUACAGUGAUCAAAAGAAGCACUCGAGUGAUGAACCUGGAAGAAGAGUCUAAAGCAAUAAUUCAACUGCUUGUGCUUUGGUAUUUUGCUAAAGUAUUUUGUCAUUUUGCCUUCCGUGUUCCCUGUUGGAGCAGCUAGAGCAACGGCCUGAUGGUGGAGAACAAAUGUUCUGCUUUGCUUUUCUGACUAACGGAGUAAAGGACUCUUUGUUACAUUCUCUUGGGGAAUCUGGAUCAAACAAGCAAUAUUAUUAUUUGAGUCUCAUUGUCCUUUGUUGUCUGACUCAUCACAUGUAAAUGUACUGCAGCCUAGCAGUAUGUUGCAGGGAUUUUUACACAGAGAAGAAAUGUCACCCUUGGAGCUCUAGUUCUGAAUAGCUGCUAAUAGAUUACAUUUCUGUGGUGAAUUUCUAAUAGAAAGGCAAAUGAAAUUGCUGAUUGUAGAAUUAUUAUGAACCAGAACACUUGGGGCAGUCAUGUAUGCAUUUUUAAAAAAUAGAAUACCUGCUACUGUUAACUGAAGACUGACCUUGCUGUGUGGUGAGAGCAGUGAUAAUCUCUGCCAGAGCAAUUGUCUCUUAUUUCAUGCUGCACAGAAUGGUGUUAGGUUGUCUGUAAGAAUGAUAUUACUGUUUUGAUAACUGCAUUUUCUAAACAUCAAAGAUCCGACUGGAUUGGUUAAAAGUAGAAAAUAUUUGUACAUACUGCCAUUAUUUCUACUUUGGUAUUAAUUUAAAACUGCCAAUUUAGUACUUGAGUGUUAUAAAAUAAGAGCAGAACUACUUUAUGGACUUUUUGGGAAAUUUAAUUAGCUGAAUAUCUCAGGUUACUGAAUUUGACAAAUAAGUUAUAGUUCAGUUGCAUUACUUAAAGAUAUAACAGCAAUACUUUUUGUAAAUUAUGUUUAAGAGGGAAAGAACUUUCUGUGCUAUCUUAGCUGUCAUUAGAACAAAGCUGUUACGAAUCUAGUUUUUCUUCUUCUAACGGAUCGAAUGAGUCGAGUGUGUAUUGUUGUUUUGGAGGAGGUGGAAGAUGAUUCUCCCACAUCUGUUUCCAAACUGCCUCAGGAAAGCAUAGCUCUAUAUCGUUCACGUGCAGGACAUGGCUUGCCUCUACUUGUUCAAGCUAUUUUUAAUGGGGACCCUGAUGAAGUUCGUGCACUAAUUUUUAAGAAGGAAGAUGUCAACUUUCAGGAUAACGAAAAACGGACCCCAUUACAUGCUGCUGCAUAUCUGGGAGAUGCAGAAAUUAUUGAACUACUUAUUUUGUCUGUAUUCUUGUUUAUAUUUGCAGGAGCUAGAGUUAAUGCCAAAGACAGCAAAUGGUUGACUCCUUUACACAGAGCUGUUGCAUCUUGUAGUGAGGAUGCUGUGCAGGUGUUGUUGAAGCACUCAGCAGAUGUCAAUGCACGUGACAAAAAUUGGCAAACACCCCUACACAUAGCAGCUGCAAAUAAAGCAGUCAAGUGUGCAGAAGCCUUGGUGCCACUUCUUAGUAAUGUAAAUGUGUCGGAUCGUGCUGGUAGAACAGCAUUGCAUCAUGCAGCCUUCAGUGGACAUGCUGAGAUGGUCAGUUUAUUAUUAUCUAGAGGUGCCAAUAUUAAUGCCUUUGACAAGAAGGACAGGCGAGCUAUCCAUUGGGCAGCUUAUAUGGGUCAUAUUGAUGUGGUAAAACUGCUUGUAGCCCAUGGAGCAGAAGUAACCUGUAAAGACAAGAAAUCAUAUACACCUCUACAUGCUGCAGCUUCUAGUGGAAUGAUUAGUGUGGUCAAGUAUCUUCUAGAUCUUGGAGUUGAUAUGAAUGAACCAAAUGCAUAUGGGAAUACACCUCUUCAUGUUGCUUGUUUCAAUGGGCAAGAUGUUGUAGUAAAUGAACUGAUAGAUUCUGGUGCUAAUGUAAAUCAAAUGAAUGACAAGGGAUAUACGCCUUUACACUUUGCUGCAGCAUCAACCCAUGGAGCAUUGUGUUUAGAACUUCUAGUUUGUAAUGGUGCAGAUGUGAAUAUGAAGAGUAAAGAUGGGAAAACACCAUUGCACAUGACAGCAAUUCAUGGAAGAUUUUCCAGAUCUCAAACAAUCAUCCAGAAUGGAGCUGAAAUAGACUGUGAAGAUAAGAAUGGAAACACACCUUUGCACAUAGCAGCCAGAUAUGGCCAUGAGCUGCUCAUCAACACAUUAAUCACAAGUGGUGCUGACACUGCAAAACGGGGUAUACAUGGAAUGUUUCCUCUCCAUCUGGCAGCAUUAAGUGGAUUUUCAGACUGUUGCAGAAAGCUACUUUCAUCAGGCUUUGACAUAGAUACCCCAGAUGAUUUUGGCAGGACUUGUCUUCAUGCAGCUGCAGCUGGAGGGAAUUUGGAGUGCCUAAAUCUGUUGCUCAACACAGGUGCAGACUUUAAUAAGAAAGACAAAUUUGGAAGAACUCCUCUUCAUUAUGCUGCAGCCAACUGUAAUUACCAGUGCCUGUUUGCUCUUGUGGGUUCUGGAGCUAGUGUAAAUGAUCUUGAUGAGAGGGGUUGCACACCACUGCAUUAUGCUGCUGCAUCAGACACUGACGGAAAGUGCCUGGAAUACUUACUACGAAAUGAUGCAAAUCCAGGGAUUCGAGAUAAACAAGGAUACAAUGCAGUUCAUUAUUCUGCUGCUUAUGGUCAUCGAUUAUGCCUUGAAUUGAUUGCCAGUGAAACACCUCUAGAUGUUUUAAUGGAAACAUCAGGAACUGACAUGCUCAAUGAUUCAGACAAUAGGGCACCAAUUAGUCCGUUACAUUUAGCUGCUUAUCAUGGACACCAUCAAGCUCUGGAAGUGUUAGUGCAGUCUUUGUUGGAUCUAGAUGUCCGGAAUAAUAAUGGAAGAACACCUUUGGAUCUUGCAGCUUUUAAGGGACAUGUUGAAUGUGUGGAUGUACUCAUUAAUCAGGGAGCAUCUAUUUUGGUGAAAGACUAUGUUGUUAAAAGAACACCAAUUCAUGCAGCAGCUACAAAUGGUCAUUCAGAAUGCUUGCGGUUGUUGAUAGGAAAUGCAGAGCCACAAAAUGCUGUAGACAUUCAAGAUGGAAAUGGACAGACUCCUCUAAUGUUGUCUGUUCUCAAUGGUCACACAGACUGUGUCUAUUCACUGCUUAAUAAAGGAGCAAAUGUAGAUGCCAAAGAUAAAUGGGGAAGAACAGCAUUACACAGAGGGGCAGUUACUGGACACGAGGAGUGUGUAGAAGCACUUCUUCAGCAUGGUGCAAAGUCUGUAUUACGAGAUUGCAGAGGACGGACACCUAUACAUCUGUCAGCUGCAUGUGGACAUAUUGGGGUAUUAGGGGCGCUCUUACAGUCAGCAGCAGCUGGGGAUGUGAUACCUGCCUUAGCAGACAAUCAUGGAUAUACAUCAUUGCACUGGGCCUGUUACAAUGGUCAUGACAGUUGUGUGGAACUUCUUCUGGAGCAGGAGGUUUUCCAGAAAAUGGAAGGAAAUCCUUUCAGCCCGUUACAUUGUGCAGUGAUAAAUGAUAACGAGGGUGCUGCAGAAAUGUUAAUCGAUACCCUUGGUUCUGGCAUUGUAAAUUGCACAGAUGCAAAAGCAAGAACGCCCCUUCAUGCAGCAGCCUUUACAGACCACGUAGAGUGCUUACAGCUUUUGCUUAGCCAUAAUGCACAAGUAAACACUGCAGAUUCUUCCGGGAAGACCCCCCUUAUGAUGGCAGCAGAAAAUGGUCAAACAAAUACAGUUGAGGUGUUGGUUAGCAGUGCAAAAGCUGAUCUGACCUUGCAAGACAAAUGUAAAAACACUGCACUGCAUUUGGCUUGCAGUAAGGGUCAUGAAACUAGUGCCUUGUUAAUAUUAGAGAAGAUUACAGAUAGAAAUCUCAUCAAUGCUACAAAUGUAUCAUUGCAAACGCCUUUGCAUGUUGCGGCUCGAAACGGAUUGACAAUUGUAGUUCAGGAACUCUUAACGAAAGGAGCAAGUGUACUUGCAGUAGAUGAAAAUGGAUACACACCAGCUUUGGCCUGUGCUCCCAAUAAGGAUGUGGCUGAUUGCCUAGCUCUUAUUCUGGCCACAAUGAUGCCUGUUUCGUCAAGCAGUACGUUACCUUCUCUUACAUUCAAUGCCAUUAAUCAUUAUACGAACACCUCAAAAACUGUUAACUUCGAUUCUUUGCCAGUUAUCAGGAGUGAACAUAGUUCUUACUGUAGUUUCAACAACAUUGGGAGGGAAGAUGGCUACCCAUAUACAGAAGAAGAUGAACUUAAUGACUCAGAUUCUGAAACUUAUUAAGAAAAACUCCACUAGAGGUUUAAAGAGUGAACUUGCUGAAUUUCAAGUUGUGUUGGAGAAGGCAGUCUUGUUGAAAAUAAAAAGGACAUCCUGAAAAGAUGCUUUUUAAACAUUGUCUGGGUACACGUGAAACAUUUGUGGGACUCCCAAAAGACUUUUCAAAACAAGUUAUGCAAAGAAAAUGCUUGGAAUCCACGGUGCAAAAAAUUACAUAGAAUGUUAUUUGCAGUGUACUGGGUGCCAUGAAUAAUCCCAGCAAGGUUGAGCAGCACUGUCUGUAUAAACGAAUACACAGUUAGACAACAAAGAGGACAAUAGAAUUAAAUGCUACCAAUAAAACUAAGACCAUUUUGAAGGCAAUAAUUGAGUUUGGUACAGAAGGCAUUGUUUGUGCAGCAAAUUGCCAAAGGACCAAAUAACUUACUUUUCUAAUUAAAGAAAAUUUUUUUGAGAAAACUUGAAUAGUUUAAAUAAGUAAUAGUCUUAACCAACCCUUAAAUUAGUUCUAUUAAUCUUGAAUUUGGUUUUAAAUGUUGAUAUGUUUUUAAUCAUUUAACAGCCUUCCAACACUAUUAAAUGAAACAUAAAGUGCAAACAGUAUUUCCAGUUUGUUUUUCUUUUGAAUAAAAUGGAAAAAAAACUUUUAGUCUUAAGUACUGAAGCUGUAACUAGCUUAACCAUGAGUAGUCAGGGCAGAAUGUGUACAGAAUAAAGGAUGGGAAGACAUUCAUGUAGUCAUUUAUUGCAUAGCUUUCUUUUGUUUACCAAAAAUCCCUGCUGUUUUAAAGAUAUAUUUUUAUUCAAAAUACAACAUGGGUAGUUAUUUAGGCAAGUGAAACUGCAUCAGAAACAAAAUGGCAAUAUCCUGAUGCCCUGGUAAGCUGCCUUAGCGAAACUAAAUUUUCUACAACUUGCCCAGUCUUCUACAUCAUAAAGUGAAAUGGUGUAUGUGCCUCUCUAUGUAUAAUUUUUUUAACCCUGAGGUUUUUAAGGCACAGCAUGUGGUAGGUGGGACAGGUUGCAAUCAACUAUUAAAAGAUAUAGUGUUGAAUCGUUGGGAAAUAUAUAAACUGCUUCAGUUUACAAUUUAUCAAACGAUAUCGGUCCCUCUGCCGUAAUAAAAACUUGUCCUGAGUUUGUCUAUAAUAGGCUACUGAAAAAAAAGUUUUUAAAAUGGCAUUUUUCCUGACAUCUAAAUUGAAGUUUGAUAUUUGCUUUAUUUCAUUCUGCUUUAAUUGAAAAGUAAUUGUUGAUUUAUUACCUGGUUAUGUACAUGCAAGAACGCCUUGCAUGUUGAAGUAAAAAACACUCUGAUCCAAACCUUAUUUUAUCCUCUUUUUUGUAUUGUGAAACUGGAAACCUUAUUGCUGUUGUAAAUUAUCAGCUUGUUUUCUGAACAUAGUGUGGAAACACAGGACAGUAUUUUGAUCUAUUUGAUAAUUUUGUGGGUUUUUGAAAAAUUAAUGAGCAUGUACAUAGAAAUAGCGACUGCUUGAAUACUGUAUUUACUUGCAUUCUUUCAGUACAUCAAGAUUCCUGUGUAUAUUUUACAGAGUAUAAUAAAACCCAGAUGUGAGAGUUGUA